UCUGCUUCAGCCCUGAACAAGAGCUUCAGUCAGCAGGACGCUGCAUCCUUUGUGAUCGACCUUAAACUAGCCUCCAUCAGUUGGUGCAGAGUGCAAAGAUGGCAAUUCUGCAACCUCUGCAAUUCAUGUGGUGCUUCGACAGCAUAGAUCUCCUAUCCUCAAGUGAACUGUGGACUUGCAUGCCAGUAAAGUCACAAACCCUGUGAUGAAAUAGUUUGGGGAAGUAUAAGAAGAGAACUGCAAAAAUAAAACAACAAAGGUAACAAUUUUAUAUUCAUAGCAGCAGUGUGGAUGUGGUGGGAAGGCACCACACAGACACCACUCAAAGGGUUUGAAACCACAUCCUUAGUCACGCCACUGAUGAUGAUGACGCUUUCGCGCUGAACAUGUCAUGAACAUUGUUCCACUCAACAGUCUCACACAGGCAUCAGCGCGUUGGGGACUCUGUUAGCUCGUUGACUGAUCAAGUGGCUGCAUUUUGAAUUUAAAAAAGUUUCAGGUGCUGUGUUUCCUCCUGUCUACCCAGUGGCUGAUAAUAGUGGGUUGUCCCCAUGGCUCUGAAGCCUGCAUUCUUAUUGUUGCUGUGGGGCCUCACUUUGUUUGUUCACGAUGUCACACCUUUUUGCAAUGUCAUCUGCUCGACGGACUACAAUGUUUCACUGAACUGUUCUUGCUCAGGCUCUGUGCCGACAUAUCCUGUCUCCAUCAAAGUGACAUGCAGAGAUGAAGACCUUGUGGUUACUGGCAGCUGUGAAGUCAAGCCUCCUCAAUCCUGGUGCGUCAUGUAUCCAGAAGACCUUUAUAUGAUUGCAGGCUUUGGAACCAGGUGUACUUCAUCAGCCAGUCAAGGUGAUCAAGUGAUAAUGAAUACCAAUGAGUCAUCUAGUUGGGCCCUGACUGAUGUUGUGAAACCUCUGCCCCCUUUCGAUGUUCAAGUGACAAACACUCUUGAGUUCUACAACAUCACUUGGGACCACAACAACAAAGAAGACUGUCUCACAUACACAGUGCGCUUAAGAGAAAGCAAAGACUUGUCGAAGGAUCCAGUUGACUCUUUUUCAAUGAUAGAAGAGAAGUACAUUCUGUUAGACCAUAAGAAGCUGCAACCACAUGUCAACUAUACUGUGGAUGUUAAGGCCAGAAUGUGUCCUGGGGUUCUCUAUGAAGGUCCAUGGAGCGAGUGGAGUUCCACUGAACAAUGGAGGACUACAGGAACUGAUGAAUAUUGGUGGUACUUCCUCCUGCCCAUCGUUCUUGUCCCUGUUCUCCUGUUGCUGUGUUUUUCACAAAAACCGUAUUGGCAGAAAAAACUCCAGGUUAUCACAUACGUCCCCACACCAAAUGAGUUUUUCAAGCCCCUCUACCACAACUAUGGAGGGAACUUCAAGGAGUGGGUGAAGCCUGCAUUCAGUGAGUAUGAUUACCUAAGGAUCAACCCACAAGUUCAGAUGAAAAGUGAGAAGCAGCACGAUGUCCUCCAAUGGAACAAUGAGAAACAAAGCUGCAAGGAGGACAGUGAGAUGAAACAAGAUGGCAAUUUCCUCCAUAUGCUGCAGCCUCACAGCAACUCGUUGGUGUUCUUUCAGGAUGGUGGCAGUUCACAGGGCACCAGUCACUCCACCGGACAUAUCUCUAUCCAUACUGUGACCCUGUCUGGAGAAGAAGAGUUUGAGGAGGAAGUCGUGUCACAGAGCUCUGUUAACACCCUCAGAGGUUACCAAGAUGGAGAAAGCUUUGGUUCAUUUGGAGAAGACAACAGAGAACAUGCUGGCUAUGAUUUACAGGAACCUCAGAUGUCCAGGUUGGAUAGACAAAGUGGGGUAUUACCACAUCAUGAAAACCAAAUAUCUAUUGACUUAUCAGUGGAAAAUAUAAACUUUCAGCCACGUGUCCAGCUUAAUGAACCAGAGAGGGUAUCUCUUGACUCAUUCGUCUCAAACGAGCAGUCGGAAGAUGGGUAUCCUCAUGUAGACUUGGACACCAUUGACAGUGGUUUUGGAGAGUGCAGCAGCCCAGGAGCCUCAGACUCAAACAUAGCAGAGCAGAUAGACUCUGAUUUAUUUUGUGAGCACAGAAGCUCAAAUUCUAACUAUGUAAAGCAGUGGAUGGUAUGUAGCACUAUUCAAGAAGACUCCAGCUCUUCAGAGAACGAACUUCACGAAACACAGUGAUUAUUAUUGCUGAUUUACUGCCACAUCUGCAUGUUGUAGUGCUAUGGGACAUAUUUAACUGAUGGACAUUAUUGUGGACAUUUCAAGAAAACAGACUUUAAUUAAAAGUAAACUGGAAGUCCUCAGCAUACAAUCCUGUACGUUCUUUUCACCUUGAAUUGUUUUAGUUGUGCACUUUCUACUGUGUAUAUAGUCAUGUUUCUUUGUUUUUAAAACACUUGUCAUUGUGUUAUUGGCUUUUUCUUUCUUUAAAUUUACUAAUAGAUCAUAAUGAAGUCUAAGUAUGUUUCACAGUGUAUACAGCUUCAUAUUGUCAUGGUCAUGCAUGCUUCAUUAGCUUGUACUGCAGCACCAGCAAGCAAGCGGCCUUAUCAACAUCUGAUAAUGUUUGUUUUCCUUGUACAUGCAUUUUGUCAGAAACCACUGCAACCUCCAUCCUGUUUUUUGCAAUGUCAGUAAAAAGAGCAAACUUGGAGAAAAUGCAAUCUGUAAACAGAGAUGAUUAUUUCUGUGGCCUUGACCUAAUUCUUCGGAGGGAAGUGGAGAAACAUCCCAGACUAGCUUUGACAAUCUAUUCUUUCACCUCGAGUUAUAUAGAGAAUAUAUGCAGAGUAAAUUUGUUAUCCUUUGACAAAUGGCAUGUUUCACAUUUACACAGUUACUGUACUUGAUGGGUUUUGCUUUUCUGAGCCAAUGUUGCGUAUUUUUCCUGCCCCAAGCAAAUGUAUUUAUGAUAUAAAAUCAGGAUAUUUGAAGAUGUUUGAAGGUACAUAUUUGGUGAACAUCAUUGAUUGAUCAUAUAUAGUGUGUCUGAUGGUGGAUUUUCCCUACUGAAAGGGCUCCUGGUGGUAGCUGUAGUGGGAGGGAGAAGUCCGGUUAAUUUACUUUCCAGAUCAAGAGUUUCCCUGAAAGCUGAGGGUCCCGCAGUAUUUGUUUUUAAAGUCUUUUUCUUCCCAAUACACCUACCGGUACCUGUUUUCCAUAAGCUUCUGACGCAAUGAAUGAUUUUUCACCAAAUAAAUAAAAUCUACAUUCACAUAGAGUGCAGUCUGUAAGUACAGAAUGUUGAUGUUUUUCAUCAAUGACCCUUUAAUGGAGCGAAGCUUGCGAGCUAGUUCAGGCAGGUCAACUCGAGCAGCGCUGAUUACACACAUGACAUGCCUUAUUCCAUAAUCCCUAACCAAGCGCUCCCUCCCAAUCUGGCGGUCUAUUUAAACUGCACAAUUUCCCAGGUCUCCCUCUGCUCUCUCAGUGCCGCUGUUGCCUUGCAUCCAUAUUAUUGCUGCUGCUGCUGCUGCUGCUGCAUAACCUAUUGCUUCCUGUUGCACUGUAAGCCCCACCACCACCCCAGCAUCCACCUGUAGGCUCCGACUGGGAGCCUACAGAGGUAUUUGCGCAUCACUCCCCAAUAUCUCAUGUGAACAUAUCUGCGGGGAGUGAUGAGGUCGGAGCCUAGACGCCAAAAUGUAAUAUGCUAUACUGUUUAAUAAACAUUCCACGUGA
Dicentrarchus labrax (European seabass) is the source of this 3674-nucleotide messenger RNA. It is a transcript of the gene il21r.1, whose product is annotated as interleukin 21 receptor, tandem duplicate 1. The transcript is spliced from 11 exons. Gene Ontology annotation, biological process: immunoglobulin mediated immune response; cytokine-mediated signaling pathway. Lineage: Eukaryota; Metazoa; Chordata; Actinopteri; Moronidae. The record is from RefSeq and is a predicted model, not a curated record. Gene Ontology annotation, molecular function: protein binding; cytokine receptor activity. The coding region runs from base 552 to 2171 and encodes 539 amino acids. Gene Ontology annotation, cellular component: membrane; external side of plasma membrane.